Messenger RNA from Aspergillus clavatus NRRL 1, 1023 nucleotides. Its product is annotated as malate dehydrogenase. Bases 1 to 1023 code for a protein of 340 amino acids. Gene Ontology annotation, biological process: tricarboxylic acid cycle; carboxylic acid metabolic process. The record is from RefSeq and is a predicted model, not a curated record. The transcript has 8 exons. Gene Ontology annotation, molecular function: L-malate dehydrogenase (NAD+) activity. NCBI's taxonomy places the organism in Eukaryota, Fungi, Ascomycota, Eurotiomycetes, Eurotiales, Aspergillaceae. Gene Ontology annotation, cellular component: cytoplasm.
AUGGUCAAGGCUGGUAAGAAACGUACUGACGCGUACUGGAUAGCUGUUCUUGGAGCAUCUGGUGGCAUUGGCCAGCCGCUGUCCCUGUUGCUGAAGGCCUGCCCUUUGGUCGAUGAGCUUGCUCUCUACGACGUUGUCAACACUCCCGGUGUCGCUGCGGAUCUUUCUCACAUCUCCUCCGUCGCUAAAAUCACCGGUUACCUUCCCAAGGAUGACGGGCUGAAGCACGCCUUGACUGGCACUGAUAUUGUCGUCAUCCCUGCUGGAAUUCCUCGCAAGCCUGGAAUGACCCGGGACGAUCUAUUCAAAGUCAACGCUGGCAUUGUCCGUGAUCUCGUCAAGGGAAUCGCCCAAUACUGCCCCAAGGCUUUCGUGCUCAUUAUCUCCAACCCCGUCAACUCCACUGUUCCUAUCGCCGCUGAGAUCCUGAAGAAUGAGGGUGUCUUUGAUCCUAAGCGUCUCUUCGGUGUCACCACUCUGGAUGUUGUCCGCGCCGAGACCUUUACCCAAGAAUAUUCUGGCCAGAAGGACCCAUCCACGGUCCAGAUUCCCGUCGUCGGAGGACACUCUGGCGAGACAAUUGUCCCCCUCUUCAGCAAGGCUUCCCCCGCUUUGAAUAUCCCUGCCGACAAGUAUGACGCGCUCGUGAACCGUGUGCAGUUCGGAGGCGAUGAGGUUGUCAAGGCUAAAGAUGGUGCUGGCUCCGCCACUCUGUCAAUGGCGUAUGCUGGCUUCAGAUUUGCCGAGAGCGUCAUCAAGGCCGCGAAGGGCCAGUCUGGUAUUGUCGAGCCCACCUUCGUCUACUUACCAGGUAUCACUGGCGGUGAUGAGAUUGCUAAGGAAGCUGGCGCCGACUUUUUCUCGACCCUGGUCGAACUCGGACCCAACGGUGCGGAGAAGGCCAUCAACAUCCUCCAGGGCGUCACAGAGCAAGAGAAGAAGCUCUUGGAAGCUUGCAUCAAGGGUCUGAAAGGCAAUAUCGAAAAGGGCAUCGAUUUCAUUAAGAACCCACCACCAAAGUAA